AGAACCUGGACAUUCUGUUUGACUGACUGUUGUAGUCCACGUCUUUGUGACCUGGAGACAUCUUAGCAUUUUCAGCAGCCUUUGUUUUUGGGGUUUUUUUUCAAAACAAAUCAAGGCCAUGGGACACGAGGAAAGCCACGGCGAGGAGAUGGAUUUAGCACAGAUUCAGGAGCUGUGCAUAAUUUUCAUGAAGGAGUGUCCAAGCGGCGCAUUGCAUUUACAUGAGUUUAAGAGGAUCUUCGGAGUGCCGAGCACCUCUGCGGAGGAGUCUCUCUUCAUUGAGACAAUCUUCCACUCAUUUGACACCAAUCAGGACAAUGCUCUCGAUUUCCUGGAGUAUGUUGCAGCGCUUCAUUUGAUCUUACGAGGGGACCUUGAGGACAGGCUCAAGUGGUCUUUCAAGAUGUAUGACAAGGAUGGGAAUGGCAAAUUAGACCGGCAAGAGGUGAAACGGCUAAUAAGGAUUCUCUACAAAAUCAAGAGCCAGACAAUCGAUAUGGAUUUGACACCGUCCGAAGUAUGUGACAGAAUUUUUGAACUGGUUGACCAGAAUAACGAUGGUCAGAUAUCCUUAGCAGAGUUCAUGGAGGGAGCUCAGAAGGAUGAAUGGGUAAUGAACCUCUUCAAGGUGAAUGUCAACGCUGCUAGCUGGGUCAUCCAAAAUUGUGGAAAACUUCCGUGAUCUGAGCGAGAGGAUCCUCAGCUUUGGUUCAAGAGAGACAUUCAUUCAUCCAUCUUCCGAGCCGCUUGAUCCUCACUAGGGUCGCGGGGGGUGCUGGAGCCUAUCCCAGCUGUCUCCGGGCAGUAGGCGGGGGACACCCUGAUCGGUUGCCAGCCAAUCGCAGGGCACACAGAGACGAACAACCAUUCGCACUCACACCUAGGGACAAUUCAGAGUGUUCAAUCAGCCUGCCACGCAUGUUUUUGGAAUGUGGGAGGAAACCGGAGCACCCGGAGAAAACCCACGCAGGCCCGGGGAGAACAUGCAAACUCCACACAGGGAGGCCGGAGCUGGAAUCGAACCCGGUACCUCUGCACUGUGAAGCCGACGUGCUAACCACUGGACUACCGGGCUGCCCUAGAUUGGAAACCAAAUGCUUAAAUUUGAGAAUUAGAGUGAAAGUUGUAAUAAUUUGUGAUUUGUGUGGCUUGUCUUGUGUCACUCAAAACAAUAAAAACUCUGAAAGUAUGCAGAAAAUACUUCGCUCAUUGUUCUUCAGAAAUGGUAUUAUUAAAGAGCAAAUGUAAGUACAUUUCAAAUUUGCUCGGCCCAUUAUCUAGUUGAAUCAUUUCAUUUCUUGUUCCUUUUAAAUAAUGCGCUUGCACGUACGGCAAAAUACAAGUUCCAAUUAUUCCACCUUUGGUAUUUGUGUGCAAAGCUUUGUUGUAUGGCAGCUAAGCAUCGUUGCGGACACAAUGGAUGUUUAUCUGAAAUGUUUUGAUGAGAUGGACAAAUGAAUCAAAUCCCAUUAUUAUUUCAGCUUUUGACAAAUAUUCUACAAUUCUUUCAUAAACCGUAAAGUGAUGCUGAGAGAGGAUUGAAAUAAACAUAGAACAUUAUGCUGGUUAAUUGGAUAAAUCAUUUGUGAUCUCCUUUACAAAUGGUUAAAAUACAACAGUAUGAGUUCUUGCCACUGAAUAGUUGUGCAAACAGCACACCGAGACCAAUAGUCAGUGUAAAAUUCAACUGAUUUUUUUGUCAAACUAACUCCCUCUGUAAGGGUGGACAGAACAGACAAGCGGGAUACAAACUUGACUUUCUUUUCCUUCUGUUUAUUGCCCACAUGCACGCAUUAACAUUUAUACUACCGUCCAGACUGGCUCACUUUUUAGGUAGCAAUAGCAAUAAUCACAGUAGUAAUACAACAGGUAGUAGCAGUAGUUGUAAUAGUAGCUCACAAACCAUGAAGGUGGCCCGGUCCUGACAAUCACCAACUAAACAAAACUAAAUGCGAAUGGACAU
This is a messenger RNA of Hippocampus zosterae (dwarf seahorse), 1963 nucleotides long. It is a transcript of the gene guca1g, whose product is annotated as guanylate cyclase activator 1g. The transcript is spliced from 4 exons. Gene Ontology annotation, cellular component: photoreceptor inner segment; cone photoreceptor outer segment. NCBI's taxonomy places the organism in Eukaryota, Metazoa, Chordata, Actinopteri, Syngnathiformes, Syngnathidae. The record is from RefSeq and is a predicted model, not a curated record. Bases 119 to 682 code for a protein of 187 amino acids. Gene Ontology annotation, biological process: visual perception. Gene Ontology annotation, molecular function: calcium sensitive guanylate cyclase activator activity; calcium ion binding.